This is a messenger RNA of Anopheles aquasalis, 1826 nucleotides long. RefSeq names its product transcription initiation factor TFIID subunit 12. The record is from RefSeq and is a predicted model, not a curated record. Lineage: Eukaryota; Metazoa; Arthropoda; Insecta; Diptera; Culicidae.
AUGCGACCAACUUUAAUAGUCGUGUUACUGGGGAUAUUCAUCCCAUUACACGUCAAAGCCGCACCACAGCUUUUGGGAGGAGGAGGUGGUUUGCUUGGCACUGGCCUAGGAGCAACUCAGGGUUUACUAGGAACUGGAAUCCUAGGAUCUGGAACCACUAGUGGAUUACUAGGAACAGGUAUAGGUGCUACUUCCGGGUUACUAGGAACUGGAAUCCUAGGAUCUGGAACCACUAGUGGAUUACUAGGAACAGGUAUAGGUGCUACUUCCGGGUUACUUGGCACGGGAGUGCUUGGAUCUGGAACCACUAGUGGAUUACUAGGAACAGGUAUAGGUGCUACUUCCGGGUUACUUGGCACGGGAGUGCUUGGAUCUGGAACCACUAGUGGAUUACUAGGAACAGGUAUAGGUGCUACUUCCGGGUUACUUGGCACGGGAGUGCUUGGAUCUGGAACCACUAGUGGAUUACUAGGAACAGGUAUAGGUGCUACUUCCGGGUUACUUGGCACGGGAGUGCUUGGAUCUGGAACCACUAGUGGAUUACUAGGAACAGGUAUAGGUGCUACUUCCGGGUUACUUGGCACGGGAGUGCUUGGAUCUGGAACCACUAGUGGAUUACUAGGAACAGGUAUAGGUGCUACUUCCGGUUUACUAGGAACUGGGAUACUUGCUGGAGGGUCUGGCACGACUUCGACGAUUGUGGUUCCUACCACUACCACUGUAGCUCCCACUACUACCACCGUUGUUCCGACCACUACCACUGUAGCUCCCACUACUACCACUGUUGUUCCGACCACUACCACUGUAGCACCGACUACUACGACUGUAGCUCCCACUACUACUACAGUAGCUCUAACCACUACCACUGCAGCUCCAACUACAACGGCUAGUUUAUCGACAGUUACAUUCAAUGUUGGCGGAAGUUUAAUAACUGUAAAUGCAAACGACCAAGCAACCAUUAACGCCAUCAAUGCAGCGCUAGGUGCAUCGACUACUACAGCUACUCCUACAACUAUCACUACUAUUUCCAGUUCAGGAUCUACUGUUUCCUUCAAUAUCGGUGGUUCUAUUAUUACCGUAAACGCAGCAGACCAAGCCACAAUCGCAGCUAUAAUUCAAAGUCUAACAGCUGGAGGUACCACAACGACUGCGGCAGCUACUACAACCGCGACCACAACGACAACCUCAACUUUAACAUCCACUACCACAACAAGCAAGGCUCCGUCUACAACGACGUCAAGAACGCCGACAACCGUUACUCCAAUUGCAUCCUCGCUGUCUAUUAACAUUAUCAUCAACAUUAAUGGGCAAUUCAUAAUGAUUUCUGCAUCGAAUCAAAAUAUGAUUGAAUUGAUUACUAAUACCAUAAAGCAGAUAUCAGUUACAACACCUACUGCAAGUUCAACGCAGCCAACAGUGGUUAUCCAAACUACACAUGGCAAGUCACAGAUUGGUGGUGGCAGAACAGGAGGAUGUGUGCGUCGCAGAGACUUUUCGCGAGAGAAUCGACGACUUGGUACUGGUAUUGGUUUAGAAUUUGGGAUUCGCGGAACUUUUGGUGGUGGUAUUCAAGCCGGUAUUGGAGCAGGAAUAGGUGCUCGUGGCAAUCACGGAGCUGGCAUUGGAGCAGGAAUCCGUCUACAAGGGCCAUUGGGUGGAAGCAUUCAAGCUGGGUUUGGAGCAGGGCUAAGCGGAAUACGGCAUCAUCAUGGAUAAAAUGAUAAAAGAUUUUGUGCAACACGGUUGAAGAGAAGAUAAAAUCAGACUCAGAUUGCGAGCAAUUGAUCUUUUUUUAAUGGUGAAUCUUUUGAAUGGUAUGGGAGCCU